Messenger RNA from Exaiptasia diaphana, 555 nucleotides. RefSeq lists its product as uncharacterized. The record is from RefSeq and is a predicted model, not a curated record. The transcript has a single exon. NCBI's taxonomy places the organism in Eukaryota, Metazoa, Cnidaria, Anthozoa, Actiniaria, Aiptasiidae. The coding region runs from base 1 to 555 and encodes 184 amino acids.
AUGACCUCUGAACCUGGAAUGGUUUGGACUCUCCUAGAGUCGUUUGCUCUGUCGAAUAAUUAUAAAUAUCAGCGAAAGCCUUUAAGCAAAGAUUUCCCAGUUAACGAGCGCAACUUUAACUGGUCCGAUUAUCGCCUGUCACUCUCUGUCAUGCAACACAUCCAGAGUCACGCAACUCACUGGAGAGCGACCUGUAACUAUGAGAAGGAUGGAUUGAUUAAGACAGACUUCAUUCAAGGAAGUAUACAGGUCUUUGAUGUUCUGAAGAAUCACGACAAUGCUUGUUUUCGUGUAGAUUAUGCCAAUGUGCGAGACAUAAGUUGCACGGACUGCACAAUAAACAUGAGACAGUAUUUCCAUCGGCAUGUCAACGUCGAUAGUUAUUUGGGCACUAGAGAUGGAUGUGAUCUUCAGCUCAAUACAGCCACAAGCAAGGUAAUUGACGGCAAUUACUGUGAAAAUUUUGGAUAUUACAACCACAUUAAUCCACGUCACCGAUGCAGCGCUGAUUCAUCCGCUACUACCCAAUGGUGGAUUGGAGCAAUUGCAUCAUAA